GUAUUGAACGUGGUGCUCAUCCUUUUUACCGUUCAAGUUGCUCGCAAAUUAGAUCUUGAAAAUUCGGAUUCAAUUAUAUAUGUUCGUACUGGUUAUAUAGUAGUUCAAACUUUUGUUCUUUCAAUCUGUUAUUAUCUUGCAACAAAGAUAAAGAAAGUAAAUGAUAGAACUCCUCUUAAAUAUGUCGAACCUGGAAAAAGUUUUAUUGGUGAACCUCCAAAACCUGUUGAAACGACUAAUUGUGAUUAUGAUCUUGGAAAACUUCAAGAACUUCUUAAACAAACCUUUGUUGGAAUUGCUCUUAUGACGGUUUUACAUUUUUGGUUUGAAUUUACUCAACCUUUAUUCAUUCAAUCCAUUCUACCUCUCAAGAUUUUAUAUGAAAAUCCACUCGUCCAAAUUCAUUUGUUUGGUAAACCGGCUGAAGGGGAUUUAAAAAGGCCAUUCAAGACUGCUGGUCUUUUGGGUAACCUUGUUGAAUCACAACAACCUCAAACUGAUAAAGCAUCAAUUAAAAAAGCAAUAAAAGCCUCUAAAGCUGGAUAA
This is a messenger RNA of Scutellospora calospora, 546 nucleotides long. Lineage: Eukaryota; Fungi; Glomeromycota; Glomeromycetes; Diversisporales; Gigasporaceae. The record is from the annotation of a GenBank genome assembly.